CGAGCCGCUAUGCUGGCCUCCCGAGGGCCGCCGCCUCCCCCUCCCCCCCCGCGCCCGGCGGGCGGCGCGGCGCCCGGGAGCGCCGCCGCAUGUUCGCCCCGCAGGGCCAUGAUCCUGCCCACCUCCCCUGUGCCGGGUUCUCGACGGCAGGCUACCCGAUGGGCUACAACCCGAUGCAGACGGGGAUGCAGACGGGGAUGCCAGGCACCGCGGCGACGACGUACUACGGGGCGCAGCCCGGCGGCCACGUGCCGGCGACCCAGCCCGUGUACUCGUCGCACCACCGCGAGGAGGAUUACGACCAGACCUUCCCGCAGCCGAUGGGGACGCAGAUGCGGAUGCAGCAGGCGGCGGACAAGCGGAUGCGAGACAGCUUCCAGUCCAACCAGUCUGGCUGCGUCGGCAUGAACCAGCUGCUCCUGCACCAGCACAAGCAGAGGCACCGCGGCACGGACCCUCCCCGCCGACCGCCAGUCGCGGAUACUGCUGUGGUCGGGUGGCUUCUUCGUGCUCCUCGCGGCACUGGGGCUUCUCAUGUCCUCGCUGAGGACCAUGAACGAUGGCCGGUUCUUGAUGUUCGCAUCUCUGAGCUACGCCACCUGGUGGACCAGCAUCUCGCCCACCAUGGCGAGCCGGCCGCGCCGCCCCUGGGCGAGCCUCUUUUCACGCCUGGGGCCUUUUGCUUCGUGGAAGGGGAAGGCUUCUUCGCGGCGCCGCCUCCGGCCACAGCUACCGUCACCCGCCGCUCCUGAGCGCCAUAGAUGCGGCAAAGCUCGGCCCCCAGUGGGGAUUCGUUCCGAUGUCGAAUUGCGGGGAGAGGAUCCCAGCGAGACGAGCGCUGUGUAGGGGAGGAGAGUUGCUUCUUUGUCCCUUUCGUCGCAGCAGUGGCAGCCAUAAUUAGCAGUGGCAGCCGUAGCGCUGUCAGUGAACAGCAGCCACAGCAGGAGGACGAGGACAGGUUCGCUUCAUUCUCUAAUUGACCUGCGAUGUUCGAUCAACAAUUAACUUUGCUGUGGGCGCAAUGUAAACGAGCGGGUCAUGUCCAAAAGUGACGGGCCCCAGGCGGCACCGCAUUUACAGACACAUCACAUCUUGAGACACCUCUGGAUACCCUCGCCA
Messenger RNA from Prorocentrum cordatum, 1119 nucleotides. The record is from the annotation of a GenBank genome assembly. Lineage: Eukaryota; Dinophyceae; Prorocentrales; Prorocentraceae.